AUGAGUACACAUCCUAUUCGUAAUAAUAAUAAUCAUUCCCAACGACGAUAUCGUACAAAUAAUAAUCGUCAACGUCCUGAUAAAAAAAUUAACGCAUCUGCUGAACAAACUAGAUCAGAUCUUAUUCAACAAUUUAAUUUUUAUUGUGCUAGUUUACAUACACGGCAUAUAUAUGAUUUUGAUAUUGAUGGACAAAAUAAUCAUCGAUGCACGUUGACAUUAUCGGUAUUUCCAAAUUUACAAUCAAUUGGAAAUGGAGGAAAAUCAAAACAAGAAGCUAAAGCAAAUUCUAUCAUUGCUUUUCUUGCUCAUAUGGAAAAACGGAAACAAGUUGGAUUAUUUGUACCAUAUCUGAUUCCAAGUCUUCAUCGUAGUAUUCAAGUUGAACUACGUCGAGCAGCUGUUUCAACACCAGAUUUAAAUAUAAAUGCAAACGAAUAUCUGUUACAUGAUCGAAUAAUAUCAAAACGUCAAGCAAAGAAACUCGAGCAAAUACUUCGAAUUAUACAACGAAUUUGCGGUGUUCGUAUAGUAACAUUAUCUCAAUCAUCGAAUAUGACAUUUAUCUAUAUAGUUGGUGCUAAAUUACAACAAGACUUAAUUCAACCAUAUAUAAAUGCUUUGUUUCAACCAGAUAAUGAACAGAUGUUUAAUUAUGGUGAAAAAUUAUUUGAUAUAUUUAGUGAUGAGACAUUCCUUGACAAUGUUUGUCAACGUCUUAAAGUUUUAUGUGAUAAUCAUUUAGAAAAAUGUAAAUUAUUUAUUCGUGGAAGUUCUGUUAAUGUACAAUGUUGUUAUAAUGAAUUUGUUAUACUUCGUCGUGAAUAUGAAAAUGAAUUUCAUCGACAACGAAAAAAUGCUUAUCCAGCAGCAACGACUGUUUCUUCAAAUCAGAUUGAAUUAAAAACUACUACGGAACAGUUAGAAUCAACACGUAUUGAUAAUAAUGAUAAAUCAUCAUCGAUAGAAGAAAAAACUGAUGAUCAAUUACCAGAUUAUUCAAAUUAUGAUGAUGAUGUUAAUGCAUCAAUCUUAAAAGUAUUAAGAGAUGAAGAAGAUAGUGAAGAAAAAACACUAGAUCAAGAUGCAACAAUAAAAAAAUCACCAAGUAUUAUUGAAAUUUCUGAUGAUUCAUCGGACAGUGCUGAACCAGAAGUUCUUCAAACAAUUGUACGAAAACCUAUAAAGAAAAUAAACCAUACACCAUUACCUAUUCAAACUCAUCCUGUAACUACUCAACCAAUUUUUGAUACAAACAAUCAAAAUAUAUCUCAUGUACCUCAAUUACCAUUAUCAACAGCACGACCACUUCCAACAAGAGUUCUUCGUCAUAUUGUUUUAGAUGGGCAAAAUGUUGCUCGAAAUUCAAAUGAUUAUGAUCGCUCAUUUUCUUGGUCUCGUCUAUUUAAUGCAAUCCAUUAUUUUAAAAAUCGUGGACACGAAAAUAUUAUUGCUUUUCUUCCUCUGUAUUUGCGUGAUUAUUCAAAUAAACAUCAAUCAGCGAAUGAUGCAACUCGUGAACGACAGCAUCGUGAUUUUUUAAUUAAUUCACGUUAUAUUGCAUUUACACCUUCACGAUAUAAUAACGGUCAACGUUUAACAAAUUAUGAUGAUCGAUUUAUAUUACAAUAUGCAGCUGAUAAUGAUGGAAUCGUGGUCAGUAAUGAUAAUUUUCGUGACCUUCAACAUGAACAAAGUUUUCAAUUUAUUAUUAAUCAUCGAAUUUUGCCAUUUGCAACCAUCAAUGAGACAUUUAUGCCUGCAACUGAUCCACUUGGUCGUAAUGGACCGCAUCUUGAUGAAUUUCUUCUAUCGAAUAGAAUUCUGUGA
Adineta steineri is the source of this 1830-nucleotide messenger RNA. NCBI's taxonomy places the organism in Eukaryota, Metazoa, Rotifera, Eurotatoria, Adinetida, Adinetidae. The record is from the annotation of a GenBank genome assembly.